AUGGUGGAUGAUGAUAUAGAUGAUGAUGGUAGUGGUGGUAGUGAUAGUGGUGGAGGUGGUGAUAGUGGUGGUGGUGGAGAUGGUGGUGAUAGUGACAAUGGUGGUAGCGGUGGUGAUGGCAAUGAUGGUUGUGAUGGUGAUGGUUGUGGUGGCAGUGAUGGUUGGUGUGAUGGUGGUGGUGGUAAUGGUGGUGAUAGUGGUGGUGAUGAUAAUAGUGCUGGUGGCAGUAAUGAUGGUGGUAGUGAUGAUGAUAAUGAUGACAGUGGUGGUGGUUGUGAUAAUGAUGUUGGUGAUGGUGAUGGUGAUGGUGAUGGUGGUGGUGGUCAUGGUGGUGGUGAUGCUAGUGCUGGUGGUAGUAAUGAUGACAGUGGUGGUUAUGAUGAUGAUG
Capsicum annuum is the source of this 388-nucleotide messenger RNA. Its product is annotated as loricrin-like. The annotation marks the transcript as partial. NCBI's taxonomy places the organism in Eukaryota, Viridiplantae, Streptophyta, Magnoliopsida, Solanales, Solanaceae. The transcript has 2 exons. The record is from RefSeq and is a predicted model, not a curated record.